AUGUACGAUUCAGCGGUGGUUUGGCCAAAGGUCACGAGACGUCGGCGGUGGUGCGGUCUAAGGCGGAACGCGUUCGCUAGGAUAUUCACCUGGCAGUCGUGCUGGUCGUGGUACGAGGUGACUAGCUGGCUCACGUACUCCCAGACCUCGCCGGGAGCCGUCCAGGCGGCGGGAUUGGCCGCGUGCCGCAUCAUGCCAUCACCCGACGCGGACGCAACACGCGGCGCGAUCGCUCUGUGGGACGCGCGCGCGCCUCACCGCGGGCCCGUUAAUGGACGGCGCGCCUCGCCCGCGGCCCCCACCACCGCGGCGGCGCGCUAUCAAACCAGUUGCACCGCCCCCCCGCGGUGGUGCCGGAAGUGCACGGCCGCACGCGAGCCUAACGCGCCCGCCCUCGCCUUAAUUAAAUGCACGGCGGAAAUCCAGGCCGAAGUCGACUACACCAGGGCCGAGAGCCAAGCGCGUCCCGUGGAC
Iphiclides podalirius (scarce swallowtail) is the source of this 474-nucleotide messenger RNA. The record is from the annotation of a GenBank genome assembly. Lineage: Eukaryota; Metazoa; Arthropoda; Insecta; Lepidoptera; Papilionidae.